Tremella mesenterica DSM 1558 is the source of this 693-nucleotide messenger RNA. RefSeq lists its product as uncharacterized. Lineage: Eukaryota; Fungi; Basidiomycota; Tremellomycetes; Tremellales; Tremellaceae. The transcript has 3 exons. The coding region runs from base 1 to 693 and encodes 230 amino acids. The record is from RefSeq and is a predicted model, not a curated record.
AUGAGCUCUCGUCCAGAAUAUGACGCCUACCAAUCUUUCGAAGAUCGCUUCUCCGCUGCCCUCUCUCAGCAGGGAAACUCUCCCCGCCAAGUGUCGUCUAUGGGCUUUGGGGCCCUAGCCAUCACCGAUGGCUCGCCUUCUGCUGCUGCAGCUUCCGCUGCAGUUUCUUCUGCCACCGUGUCCCCCGUUGCGGUUACGACCCCUCUCUCCUCUGGCCAACAGGAGGUCAGACCUGCUCCUGUUGGCCUUUCGCACACGUCAGGCCGUACUGCCACUGUGGUAGAAAUCGAUGAUGAUGAUGAGGAGAUGGAUGGUGACGAGGAGAUGGAUGGUGAUCGUCGUGGUGAAGAGACGGGUGUGUUGGUUGAUGAUGGUGAGACGGGUGGUGCCGAUGAUGAUGAAGAGAUGGGUGAGGAGGAAGACGAGUCGUUUGACAUUGAUCUUGGUGACGAGGAGUUGUUCGAGGAUAGGGAUGGUUGGUUGGCCGAGCUAAGAGCCUUGAGUCCCGUCCGCGUCACCGAAGGAUCUCCCGAGCUUCAUGUGAAGAUACUGGGCUCCAACGGUAGGAAGCGAUUAGCCUACAUGGCGAAGCUCGCCGAAGUGAAGUCCGAGAAACGUCGCCGUUCCCCUUCCGCCCACGACGAAGUAACCCCCCCUUCGGCGAAACGGGUCAAAGAGACCCCUCGGUCCUAG